AUGGCUGCUCCAUCAACAAAUGGGGCGUAUACCGCGACCCUCAGUCCGACCUCGACCGAGGGCUUCGCUACCCAGUCGCUCCGGUCUUCUAUAUCCUCCCUUGGCUCCCCAGCUGCCGCCCGUCACGCCGCCUCGUAUGUCUCAAAAACCUACCGGCAAUCAUCUACUUUAUUCCUCACGCGAAGGCUGCCCGAGGCCCUCUCCACAAUUACGCCUCUAAUCACGAUCACACCACCCUCGCCGACCCAGUCGGCAACUGCCAACGGCACCACUGAACCUGCGCCCGUCGCCAAAGCCUCACGGAACACGAGGAUCAAGGUCUGGACCCUGUACAUCGCCAUUCUCAACGCCAUAGUGGCUCUCGACCCGGACGAGGGGAAGGAGGCCCUCGGCACGCAGGAGUGGAGGUCGCUCUGCGCCAAGGUGCGGGAUGGGGACGUCUGGGAGGAGGUGGUCCAGAACGGCUACCAUGGUGUCGAGGCGGACGUCGACUCUGACGUCGUCAUCAACCUGGCCACUCUCCUCCUCACACAUGCAAGGACGCAGGAGUUGAACCAAAAGCGCCUGGAGAGCUAUCUCGCCGCCUCAGCGACUCCCAACCUGGAUUUAUCAAGCCGCUUCGCACCGCCGACACACCCAAUGCCAGGCGGCGCCCCGCCGCGGCAGAGGUCCGGCUCGCGGGCGCGCAGCGGCGCCGACACGCCGCGGGACCUAAACGCGCGGGUCAAGAUCCUGGAGCUGUACACGCUGCACGUGCUGAUCCGCAACAACGAGUGGGAGUACGCGCGCGAGUUCAUCAGCGUCUCCUCGGUGCUGGACGAGGAGCGGCGCGAGGCGUUCCUGCAGGCGCUGCAGAGCCUGCAGGACGACCAGCGAGAGGCCGAGCAGCGCGAGCGCGACGAGAAGGCCCGCCAGGAGGAGCAGCUGCGCCGCGACGUCGAGGAGGCCCGCCGGCUGCGCGCCGAGAACGAGGACCGCGAGAAGAGGCGCCUCGAGGAGGAGAGGGCCCGCCGCGAGGGCAGCGAGGUCGACUAUGGCAUCGAUUCCCGGAGCACGGGCGGCUCGUCGGCGGGGAGGGCGCGGCGGGCUAGGGCGCAGACGGGGAGCUCUUCACGACCGUCGAGGCCAUCGAGGCCGGUGGCGGCCGGUGGUACGUCGCCUAAUAAGAGCAAGGCGGUGGCGCCAGCAUCGUUUGGCGCGAAGGCGGCGGUCAUGUUUGCCAAUGUGCGCGCCAUGAUCGAGCGUAUGAGCGUGCAGCUCCAUACGAACCCGAUGCUGCUGAUGAGGCUUCUGGCCUUCAUCAUAGGCUUGGUUGUCAUGUUUGGGAAGAAGAAUAUGCGAGAACGCAUAGCUCGGAUAUUAGGGACAAGUUGGAAUAAGGUCAAAGCCACGGCUGGCAUGGGUGUGAAGGUCAGCUACAUAUAA
Diaporthe amygdali is the source of this 1425-nucleotide messenger RNA. RefSeq lists its product as uncharacterized. The transcript has 2 exons. The record is from RefSeq and is a predicted model, not a curated record. The coding region runs from base 1 to 1425 and encodes 474 amino acids. NCBI's taxonomy places the organism in Eukaryota, Fungi, Ascomycota, Sordariomycetes, Diaporthales, Diaporthaceae.